This is a messenger RNA of Trichoderma virens Gv29-8, 1029 nucleotides long. RefSeq lists its product as uncharacterized. Lineage: Eukaryota; Fungi; Ascomycota; Sordariomycetes; Hypocreales; Hypocreaceae. The record is from RefSeq and is a predicted model, not a curated record. Bases 1 to 1029 code for a protein of 342 amino acids. Gene Ontology annotation, molecular function: oxidoreductase activity, acting on NAD(P)H. The transcript is spliced from 4 exons.
AUGGCGAAUGAGGCGUUAUGGUUAACUGGGGUUGGCGAACAGCCAAAUCUUGGACCGGCAGACAUGUAUGAGCCUGGUGAAGGUGAAAUGUUGAUAAAGGUUAAAGCUAUAGCGACUCAACCAGGAGAAUGGAAAAUGCAAGAGGGCCUCAUUCCUAUUCGGCUUAAAUAUCCAACUGUUAUUGGUCUUUCUGCCUCUGGCAUUGUUGAAAAGAUUGGCCCUGGCGUGACUCGUUUCCAGCCAGGAGACCACAUUUUGACCAAUACCACCGGGGUUCUUCGAAAUGACUCUCGCUUUGGCGCCUAUCAGAGAUAUUGCCUUGUACCUGAGCGACUGGUUUCAAAGGUAAGCAUAAGCGAUGUACCAUUUGAUGAAGCAGCCAAUAUUGCUACAUCCUACACGGCAAUGAGUGCUCUAGUCCUCCAUCUUGGUUUGAACAGGCCACAGAUACCUAGUGCACCUGCCACUGGCGAAAGGAUUCUCAUCUGGGGCGUAUCAUCAUCACUUGGCGUCUUCGCAACUCAACUGGCCAGACAAGCUGGGUACGAAGUUGUCGGCAUCGCGUCUGGUCGCCACGAACAGCUUGCAGCACGAUUUGGUGUUACACAUUUCGUGGACCGCACUUCGGAAGAUAUUGUCUCCGCGGCGUCCGCACUGGGCCCAUUCAAGGCUGUUUUGGCUGCUGCAGAUUCUGCAGAGGAUCAAGUCAAAAUUGGAGCCAUAUUGGCAGCUCUAGGCGGUGGCUCAUUUUUAUCCACAAUGGGCGUUCGAGCUGGAGUGAAACUGCCGGCGAAUGUAACCGGGCACUUUGCCCAGUAUAUCGAUGAUUACCUGGAUGAGAAAAAUAGCGAGUUUACAGAGUGGUUCUGGUGGAACUAUUUAGAGAAUGCUUUAGCCAAGAAGCAGCUCACGUCACUCCCUCUCACUACUCUAGGGGGACUUGACAAAGCAGAGGAGGCGUGGAGGAUCCUGAAGCAUGGGGAAAAUCACGGCACAAGACUGGUUAUCGUGCCAGAACAAGAGGCAUGA